AUGCCGGCCCCGGCUCGGGGUCGUAGUCCCAGCGCUAAGAGUUUAAAGAAGGCAGCAAAGAAACUCGAGGCAAACAAGGACAAGUUCACCACCCCACCGCCCAAGAGGACAGGAAGCCCAGGUGUUUCCUCGGUCUCAUCCUCUAGUAGCGUCAAAAGAAAAGUUUCCUUUGCACCAGCCCCUGAAGUCCAUGGGACCCCAGCGAAGAAAGCAGAAGAAAAAGACAUGAAGGUAACCGAAGCUGAAGAGAUCUUGAAAAGUCUGAAGGACCAUACAUCAAAGUGGGGGUAUGACACCAAGGGCAAGCAGACCGAGCAGCUAGACAGCAGCUCUGGUAGUGAGGAUGAUGUUGAGGCAGAGAAAAAGAAAUCGGCACCAAAGGAAAAGAAAGGAAAAGGCAACAGAGAAGAUGCAUCUAGCAAAGGUGCCAAGCAGAAGGCCAAGAAGAAGGACGAGGAUAAGGAAUCUAAGAAAGGCGCUGAGGAGAAGGAUGAGGAGCAGGAAUCUGAGAAAAGGUCUGGGGAGAAGGCAGUUUCGAAGAAAGGUGGGCAUAAGGCUGAGGAGAAGGCAGCUUCGAAGAAGAAAGGUGCAGAGAAGAAGACUGAGGAGAAGGCAUCUAAGAAAGAUGAUGAUGAGGUGAAGACAUCUUCGAAGAAGAAAGGUUCAGAGAAGAAGACUGAGGAGAAGGCAUCUAAGAAAGAUGAUGAUGAGGAGAAGGCAGCUUCGAAGAAAGGCGCAGAGAAGAAGACUGAGGAGAAGGCAUCUAAGAAAGAUGAUGAUGAGGAGAAGGCAGCUUCGAAGAAAGGUGCAGAGAAGAUGACUGAGGAGAAGGCAUCAAAGAAAGAUAAGGAACAGAAGGCCGAGGAGAAGGCAUCUAAGGCUGAGGAAAUGGCAUCUAAGAAAGGUGCUGAGGAGAAGGCCGAGGAGGAAGAUGGUGAGGAGAGCUCUGACAAUGAGAGCAACGAUGAGGAGGCAAGCGAAAGCUCUGAUGAUUCUGAGGAUGAAGAAGAUGAUAAGAGCAAUGAGAGCGACGAAAGCGACAUGGAAAAAGAGGAAGAAAGUCAGAAGGAAAAAGAGAGCGAGAAGGCAGAAGAAAGCGAUAAGGAAGACAGCGAUGGGGAAGGAAGCAGUGAGGAGGAAAGUGAUGAGGAGAAAGAGGAAGAAGCGGAAGAACCAGCAGAGUCUCGCGCACCAGCAGAGUCUCUUGCCCUUGUUCCAGUUGGGAUUCUGAAAAGGCCAGCAGCCAAGACUGAGGAGGAAGACCAUCAGGAUGAAGAUGAAGAUGAUAGUGAUGAGGAACAGGAUGAAGAAGACAGCAGUGGUGAAAGUGAAUCGCCUGCAACUAAGAAAAAGAAGACUGAAGGCACGAAGGGCAAGAUCGAGGAGAAGUCAAAGGAAAAGGGUGACGAAGACAAGAAGACCAACAAGAAGCAAAAAAAGGCCAAGGAAGAGGAUGCUGAGGAGAAAGGAGGGACGGAGAAGAGCAAAGCUUUGGAAGAGGCUGAGAAGAAUCUUCUCAAAGGCGAUACUGGCAAAGAGAAGAAAGAUAAGAAGGAGAAGAAGGCAAAGAAGGAGAAAAAGGAGAAGGAUGAAGACAAGGAAGGCAAAGUGAAGAACUCAACGAAGUAUCGCAAAGAGUGGCAGGAUACCCGCUUGAAGCUCUUCAACGACUACAUGGACUGUGGCAAGGACUUCGCCAAGGUGGAAGCCCUGUUCCAGACUAGGACGAUGGAGGAUCCCGAGUUCCCAGGUGAAGAUGAGUACCUGUUCUUUGUCAUGGUGGAAUUCAACAUUGAAGACAUCCGUGAACUACGCCGCAUCACGCAGCUGGAAUUGACUGGCACUUUGGAUGCUGAUGGCGUCAAGGCCUUUGUUGAGGCUGGUGGAUGUCUCGAUGGCAAGCAGCACUUGGCCCUUGGAGACAAGAUGGGGGUCGAUGGUAUCCAGAAAAUGCUGGGAGCUGUGGGUAUCAAGAAUGAUGGGGCCAAUGGUAAAGGCAUCAAAAGGCGAAGGAACACCAAUGCGGCCGAAAACAGCGCGCCCAAAGAGGUGGUGCCAGAAACCCCUUUGCAGAAAGCUGCAAAGUUGGUCGAGAAGGUCCUGAAGGAUGCCAACAAUUGCCGGGACCAUGCCUUCAAGCUGAGACCCAUUGCGAUGAGCAGUGAUUUGAUUCUUCAGUUGAAGGCUUGCGCUGUCAAGCUUCAAGAGGCAGCAGAAAAGUUGCAGGCACGGGUCAAGCAGCAGAAGAACAAGAACAAGCAUUACGCGGCUAUCAUCUCAGAGGCCAGAUUCAACGGGAAGGUGAAUGAAACCAGAUCUACUGCAGCUGAACGAAUCAGCUUGGCGAAGGCACUGAUCCGGGCAGUUGAUAAGCCCAAGCCCAAAGCGAGGGCUUCCAAGGAGCCAAAGGAGCCCAAUGCGUCAAAGGAAGCCACUGGCGGGGCUAGUCCUGACACCAAGGAUGCCCAAGCCAAAACUGAGCCAGUGAAAGAGGAGGAGGGCAUCAAACUCAAAGAAGGCAUCAAGACCCUGUUUGAUGACAGGUGGGAUGUGAUCCAAGAGUGUGGCCAGUGGGGUAUUGAGUGCUUUGCCAUUGUGCCCUGGUGGAAUGCCCAUGGUAAGCUUGCCCAGCUGGGCAAGCUGACUUUGGAUGAGAAAGUGAAAAAAGCAACAGAAGAAGCAAACACAGCAGAGGAAGCAGCCAUAGUCUUAAAAGAUUCCUUGACAAAAGAUGAAUCUGCUAAGCUGUGGUCCAAGCACAAAACCUAUUUGAAGGGAAAGGAAGAAGAGAAAGAGGCUCAUGAGCAGUUGGGGAAGAAGGAAAAAGGACUUGAAGUUGUUCUUUGGUUUCUCAAGCACAAGAAAGGUGUGUUCUUCCAUACAGAAACCUCCAAAGAAGCCAGUGAAACCUUGACAAAAGGUGAGAAAUGGGUCAGUGAACACAAGAUGCUGCAGGAUUUCAGCAAAGAUGAAUUUGAACAGCACUUGGCAUCAGGAAGGGUCAAAUGGCGCUCAGACCCAUGGACCCCUGGCAUCUACCAAUACUGUGACCAGGGGGACCUGACCAAACAGGUCCAGUUGAAGAAAAAGCACAAAGUCACAGUGGGGCAGGAAAGGGAAAUGGAUGAUGCAGAGGAUGAAAAGGAGUUCAUGAGCUACUGGGGCAAAGGCUCUUUGGCCAGCAUGCAGGAGGCUGAAGUUGCCUUCAAAGGCCAGGGCCCUGCCUUGACAAAAGGUAAGGGCCAAGGUGCCUUGACAAAAGGCAAAGGGAGCAGAGGAAGCAAAGGAAGAGGCAGAGAAGUGCUGGCCAUAGAGGAUGGUAACCCAAAUGACACAGAAGAUGACAAAGACAAGAAGACACCUGAAGAGCAAUGGGCUGAGUGCUUGACAAAAGCACAAAAAUCCAAAGAGCAUCUCAGGGUGGCAGUGGGAAACUUGGAAGAAGCUUUGGAAGCUGCUAGCCAAGCAGGCAGAACUUCCAAGCAAGACAGGGGCCAUGGUUUGGAGCUGGCCAAGCUAGAGACAGAGCCCUUGACCAAAGGGGAUGGUGAGCAGAGUGUGCUGGCACAAACACUUUUGUCCUUGUGGAGCCAUGGGAUGAUCGACUGCAGGGCCACCCCACCUGCCUUGACAAAAGGCAAGCCUUGUGAGAAGGGGAAGGGUUUCAAAGAAUUGCUGCCAGAGAACCAAAAAUUCAUUGCAAUGGUGGACUUGGUUGCUGCAUUUGAUGCAGCAAGGCUGUUUCCUUGCCCAAAGGAAUUUCAAGCCAUGCAGUCCAUGCCGGCCCCGGCUCGGGGUCGCAGUCCCAGCGCUAAGAGUUUAAAGAAGGCAGCAAAGAAACUCGAGGCAAACAAGGACAAGUUCACCACCCCACCGCCCAAGAGGACAGGAAGCCCAGGUGUUUCCUCGGUCUCAUCCUCUAGUAGCGUCAAAAGAAAAGUUUCCUUUGCACCAGCCCCUGAAGUCCAUGGGACCCCAGCGAAGAAAGCAGAAGAAAAAGACAUGAAGGACACCAAGGGCAAGCAGACCGAGCAGCUAGACAGCAGCUCUGGUAGUGAGGAUGAUGUUGAGGCAGAGAAAAAGAAAUCGGCACCAAAGGAAAAGAAAGGAAAAGGCAACAGAGAAGAUGCAUCUAGCAAAGGUGCCAAGCAGAAGGCCAAGAAGAAGGACGAGGAUAAGGAAUCUAAGAAAGGCGCUGAGGAGAAGGAUGAGGAGCAGGAAUCUGAGAAAAGGUCUGGGGAGAAGGCAGUUUCGAAGAAAGGUGGGCAUAAGGCUGAGGAGAAGGCAGCUUCGAAGAAGAAAGGUGCAGAGAAGAAGACUGAGGAGAAGGCAUCUAAGAAAGAUGAUGAUGAGGUGAAGACAUCUUCGAAGAAGAAAGGUUCAGAGAAGAAGACUGAGGAGAAGGCAUCUAAGAAAGAUGAUGAUGAGGAGAAGGCAGCUUCGAAGAAAGGCGCAGAGAAGAAGACUGAGGAGAAGGCAUCUAAGAAAGAUGAUGAUGAGGAGAAGGCAGCUUCGAAGAAAGGUGCAGAGAAGAUGACUGAGGAGAAGGCAUCAAAGAAAGAUAAGGAACAGAAGGCCGAGGAGAAGGCAUCUAAGGCUGAGGAAAUGGCAUCUAAGAAAGGUGCUGAGGAGAAGGCCGAGGAGGAAGAUGAUGAGGAGAGCUCUGACAAUGAGAGCAACGAUGAGGAGGCAAGCGAAAGCUCUGAUGAUUCUGAGGAUGAAGAAGAUGAUAAGAGCAAUGAGAGCGACGAAAGCGACAUGGAAAAAGAGGAAGAAAGUCAGAAGGAAAAAGAGAGCGAGAAGGCAGAAGAAAGCGAUAAGGAAGACAGCGAUGGGGAAGGAAGCAGUGAGGAGGAAAGUGAUGAGGAGAAAGAGGAAGAAGCGGAAGAACCAGCAGAGUCUCGCGCACCAGCAGAGUCUCUUGCCCUUGUUCCAGUUGGGAUUCUGAAAAGGCCAGCAGCCAAGACUGAGGAGGAAGACCAUCAGGAUGAAGAUGAAGAUGAUAGUGAUGAGGAACAGGAUGAAGAAGACAGCAGUGGUGAAAGUGAAUCGCCUGCAACUAAGAAAAAGAAGACUGAAGGCACGAAGGGCAAGAUCGAGGAGAAGUCAAAGGAAAAGGGUGACGAAGACAAGAAGACCAACAAGAAGCAAAAAAAGGCCAAGGAAGAGGAUGCUGAGGAGAAAGGAGGGACGGAGAAGAGCAAAGCUUUGGAAGAGGCUGAGAAGAAUCUUCUCAAAGGCGAUACUGGCAAAGAGAAGAAAGAUAAGAAGGAGAAGAAGGCAAAGAAGGAGAAAAAGGAGAAGGAUGAAGACAAGGAAGGCAAAGUGAAGAACUCAACGAAGUAUCGCAAAGAGUGGCAGGAUACCCGCUUGAAGCUCUUCAACGACUACAUGGACUGUGGCAAGGACUUCGCCAAGGUGGAAGCCCUGUUCCAGACUAGGACGAUGGAGGAUCCCGAGUUCCCAGGUGAAGAUGAGUACCUGUUCUUUGUCAUGGUGGAAUUCAACAUUGAAGACAUCCGUGAACUACGCCGCAUCACGCAGCUGGAAUUGACUGGCACUUUGGAUGCUGAUGGCGUCAAGGCCUUUGUUGAGGCUGGUGGAUGUCUCGAUGGCAAGCAGCACUUGGCCCUUGGAGACAAGAUGGGGGCCGAUGGUAUCCAGAAAAUGCUGGGAGCUGUGGGUAUCAAGAAUGAUGGGGCCAAUGGUAAAGGCAUCAAAAGGCGAAGGAACACCAAUGCGGCCGAAAACAGCGCGCCCAAAGAGGCGCACAUAGCAUACCCAGUUUUUAUAGUCCAUAUCUAA
Cladocopium goreaui is the source of this 5805-nucleotide messenger RNA. NCBI's taxonomy places the organism in Eukaryota, Dinophyceae, Suessiales, Symbiodiniaceae. The record is from the annotation of a GenBank genome assembly.